This is a messenger RNA of Heterobilharzia americana, 1932 nucleotides long. Lineage: Eukaryota; Metazoa; Platyhelminthes; Trematoda; Strigeidida; Schistosomatidae. The record is from the annotation of a GenBank genome assembly.
AUAGUAACAAGUUUGGUUGCAUAAAUGAAAUGGUGAAAAAGAGUAAGAAAAAAGCCCCCAAAAGUAAAGGACAAAAGGCCAACAUCGGUGAUAAGGUGAAUAAGUUGGAGGAUGUUAGAAGAAUAGCAGCAGUAAAUGCAAAGUUGUGGGAAACUCGUGUUGAAAUAGCAGAAAAAGUAAAAGAAAAGAUUCAAGAACAUGCCAAGAAAUUAGCGGAUGAUAAUGCAAAACUACACGAUGCGCUACGCCAAUCAGAAAGAGAGUUCAUAGAUGUGUUUUCUUAUUUGAAGAAGCAAAAUGAAGUUAAGGAAAAUGAGAUUAUUGAACUUAGAAGCAAAGUUGAACUUUUGGCUGCUUCCUAUGAGAAGGAUAAGGAAAUAAUUCUGAAUGAUGCAAAGCAUGAAAUACAAGAACUAAUUAGUGAAAAAGAUAAGAAGUGUGAUAAGAUAAAAGAACUCGAAAGUGAGAUAUUGCGGCUAGCUGAAUACAAAAGUGAAAGGAUUCGUACUGAGAAUGAGAUUUUGAAGUUACGCAGUGAAAUUAAAAGUCAAAAGGCCCUGAUUGAACGUAUGGAGACAAAGUUUUUCGAAGAAAAGCUUAAGAUUAGGGAAACUAGCAUAAAGGACAUUAAAGCUCUUGCAGAAGAAGCUCACAGGACUUCGAUUAAAAAUUUAGAUGAUUCUGCCAAACUGUCGUUUGUGCAGAACGUGGCAAUGAGAAGACUUAUUACAUCUUUGAAGAAGCAGCUGGUGUCAGCGGAGGAUCUAUCACAGUCGCUGAACGACGAAAACAAAAAGCUGACCUUAGAGAAGGAGGCGUUAGAAAUCUCAUUGUUAGCAAAGUCUUCAGAAUUCAGAAAACUCAGUGAACAAAUUCAAGAGAAAGAUAGAAUGAUUGGAAUGUACGAAAAUCAAAUUCAUAGUUUAAAUGACACAUUAUCUCAGCAAAAGAAUGCAUUCCAAGAACGAAUUUCUUUACAGACCUCCGAAGCUGCUAAAUCAGUUGACCGUUUAACCAGAACAUUAGAUUUAGAACGUAAACGAAUGAAUCGUAUCUGUGGGUUGGCUAACAGAAUUCUACAACAAAGAAGUGAAAUUGAAGAAUUUUUUAUUACUUCUCUAGACUAUGUUCGUGGUGAGAUCAAAGUAAACCAGAAUAAUUAUAUUCAUGAUGCAAAAUCUGCUUAUGAAGCAAGUUUACGACUAGCACAUUGUGGUAAAUCAACUUAUCCACCUAUAAGAACUUUUCAAAACAAAGUUACUAGUACAAAUAAUGUUUACGAUGAUUUUAAGAUGGCACAUGAAAUCCCCAAAUCGACCCGUUUAACAAUUCGUGAUCUUACAUGGGAACAAAAAGAACGUGUACUUUCUGUGCUAUUUGAAAAAAUGAAUGGUAACAAAAUGAAAUGCGAAAAGUUAAAGAAAAAAACAACCAAUAGCUUAAAUGCACCAAAUUACGAAAGCGAAGUCAAUACAGGAAACUUAAAAUUAUCAUCAAGGGAGUCUUCAAAGUUUAACGAAUUGAGACUGCUGAAAAGACAGAUAACUGAUUCUACUAUGCAUACAAAUGGCAGUGGAGGAGGAGAGGAAGGAGAAAACGGAAAUGGGAGCUCCAGAGUACUCCAGAAACAUAUAUAUCAGGAAUUGAUUAAAACACCUGACAACGUCUCUAACGAAAGUCAAUCUAGUGAAAAAAUAAGCAAACAACAGGACUUGGGAGAUAAUGGUGAAUUCGUACAAAGAAAAAUACUUUCCGCACCUGAUUUUCGAGAAGACCAGACAAGUGCACCACAUCCAUCACCUCAACCAAGGUCAAAUCAAAUGAAAUCUGAAAGUAUACAUUCAAAUUAGGAUGCAUAACUUCAGUGAUUAGAAGAAAAUAAAUUUUUUUGUAAAUUAUAUUUGUCACAAUAAAAUAUACUUGUACUUCAUG